This is a messenger RNA of Xenopus laevis (African clawed frog), 2923 nucleotides long. Its product is annotated as SLAM family member 5-like. The transcript has 7 exons. The record is from RefSeq and is a predicted model, not a curated record. The coding region runs from base 27 to 974 and encodes 315 amino acids. NCBI's taxonomy places the organism in Eukaryota, Metazoa, Chordata, Amphibia, Anura, Pipidae.
CAGUGUCUCUCUACCAUCCGUACAACAUGCAGGCAGUGUAUGCUGAGCUGCUGCUCUCCCUAUCACUCUCCCUCGCUCUCCUUCCAUCAGAAAGUUAUCCUUCUCUGGUCCAGGUGAAUGGACUCUUAAAUCAGUCUAUCCACAUGUCAAACUAUUUGAAACAGAUGGAUCCAGUUGAAGAUGUUGUCUGGCAUCAUGAAUUCAGGGGGAAAAUUUUCAAAAUUGCAAGUUUUGAUCGCUCAAAAUUAACGGUCAAGAAAGAAGAACUAAUCGACCGUCUUGAAUCAUCUGAAGAUGGAACUUCUUUAACCAUCAGAGAGCUGAGGAUGGAAGAUAGUGGGACCUACCAUGCAACUAUUACUUUCAAAAACCAAGAGUCUAUUAAAAUCUCAUUUCAUCUCACUGUCUAUGAGCCCGUCCCAGUGCCGAGCAUAUUAAAGACCAUAAAGGGAACAUCUCCUGAAUGGUGCAAUCUAACCCUGCAUUGCUUUCUUCCAAUAAACGCUUCACUGCACGUGGAAUGGAAAGAGAAGUAUAAAGAUCUUGGAUUCAAACCCUCUAAAAAUGGGAGCUCAAUUGAACUUGCCCUACAACCUGAAAUGUGGGGUACAGAGUUUCUGUGUUUGGUGAAGAACCCAGUGUCUUAUAGCAAUGCCUCGUUAUUAAUACAACAGGAAUGUAGGAUUUUGGAAUACAGUGCUCAUCACCGUAUCUAUAUCUUCCUGUUGGCAGCUGUUGUGAUCUUACUCCUACCAUUAGCUGCAGGCAUAAUAAUAAGCAGAAGGAAGACAAGGAGAAAAGAACCUGCUCCAUCUACACGGGAAGUUAAAUGUAAAGAACCUGCAUUUGCAGUUGUGCAAAAGUGUCCUCAGGAUGUUAGUGAUCUGAAUCUAAUUGAAACUAAACCAAGAUCUGAGCAGCCACCCAAGGCAAAAGUCCACACAAUAUAUGAUGAGCUUAGACCUUCAGGGUGAAAAGAAAAGUGAAACCUGAUCUAGUUGUUUAUACCAAGUACAACCAGAGAUCUCAUAUGUCUUCCAUUAUUCCUGACAUGCUUGAGCGCUGAUCUGAAGGACUUAAUGUUAUGAACCUCAUCAUCACCUCUCUUCUCUCCUUCUGGACUGCUGACUACUAAAGAUGAUUGGUCUGCACGAUCAGUAAAACCUACUAAUGUAGUUAAUGUGCACUGAAGAGGAUCCUCCAAGGCUAAACUCAAAAAGUCAAGUAGACAUUGGAUGUUUUGGAAUUGGACAUUUGUUUGAAAGGAAAGCCUUUCUAGAUGGACACUUGGAAACACUGGUUAAUUUUCUACUGAAAGGAGUACCAUUGACUGGCAAAACACAUAGGGGCAGAUUUGCUAAAUUUAAGGUUCAAAUGGUAAAUUCUAAUUUUUGAGUUGGUUUUUUGGUCAAAACUCAUAAUUUCAAUCUUAAAACCACCAAAGCAAAUUCGAAUCCGAGAUUUAUCAUUCCCCUACCCUGGAAAUAACUCGAAUUUGAUAGGUUGCCAUCUAAAACCUGCCAAGUUCAUGUACAAGUCAAUGGCAGAGGUUGACCCAAUAAGUUAACCAAUUUGAAGAUGUUGAUAGCCUUCUUGACAUUCAAGUUUUUUUUUCGAAUUUGUUUCGAGUUUCCGGGUUCUUAACAUUCGAUCGAAUUUUAGACCAUGUUUUUUCAUAAGUAAACUCCAAUUCGAGUUGUGACUACAUUUGAGUUUAUUAGAGUAAAAAAAAUUUGCAUAACUAAAAUGUGACCUUUGAUAAAUCUGCCCCAUAAAGAGUGACUCUUUUUAAGUUAUAAAACAAGCAGAUAUUUGGCCACUCAUGUGCUGGGUCAAAUCAGGAUUAUUUGCUGGUCUGGACCAAUAACUGGAUCAUGAUUAUUGGAUUGUGUUUGGAUUCUACUGAGCAGCGUAUGGCCAGAUACAUUAGAUUGCUUUAUGGGGCUGGAUUAGCAAAUACAGGGUUAUUGAAAAUAGCUCUUAGUAGAAAGCUGAUCCUGGGUCUGGUCUGAUUGCCAUUUUUGGCAAUUUGGAAAGGCUUCAGAUGGGGCUUUUUUUACUUCUUAUAUGAAGCUAGGCUGAUUUUAUAUAGACAUAAUAGGUUGAACUCAAUGGACGUGUCUUUUUUCCACCUACAAUAACUUACUAUGUAACAAAGUAGAUAAACACUGCAUAAUACUGUAUGCAUGCUAUACGUAUUAUUAUUAUUUGUACAGCUCUACAGAAUAUGUUGGUGCUGAAUAAAUAUGUGUUAUUAAUAAUAACAAUGUCUGAUGCUGACUGUAUCUAUAUCUUUUCAAUAUCUUUAUAUAGUGCUACUAGCAUUCCAAUACAUAUAGUAGCUAUGUAGAACACAUUCCCUGUCCCUUACAGCUUGCAAUUUAAUGCAGAAGCUUAAUGAUAGUCUUUUCUUUCUCUUAGGGCUUUUUUGGAUAUAUUCCCAGAGCUGACAUACAGGAAAAAGAAAGAGUAGUUAAAAGCAAUGCUGUUUACACCGAUACUUUAUAGAAGAACAAUAGAUUUUAUUACAAACGGUUUCCUCUACUAUUCCCUGUUCUACCCUGGGGAAGGGAGUGUUGGAAGAAUUCUCAUGAACAAACAAUGUGUGCAGAUUGGCAAAGAUAUGGUCACGGGUCAAGGCAAAUAUUCUCCUAUGUAUUUAUUCAUAACUGUUACAUUUAUUUACCAAAAGGUGCUUCCGUUGUUACAUCCCUCUCAGUCUUUGUAAAUAAAUAUUUACAUCUUAAACCACUUUCUAAUAUCAAAUAUAUAAAUAGUUAAAGAAAAAUAUUUCUAGAAGGCAAAAACUUUGACAAGAAGAUUGACACCUGCUGGUUACACCUGGAAAAAGAAUAUAUAUUCUGAUUUGUUCCUCAUUUAAUGUAUGAAUAAAUGUAAAAUAAUUGGAACAUAUCAAUAAUCC